GUAACUAUGGCGCGAAGCACCGGCUGUGUUGUGUUAAGCGGUAACGAUGCAGUGUGGAACUGCCGUGUGUUUGUGGUCUUUGGUCAGAAGUGGCUGGUUUAAAGAUAACAAAUAUUUAUAUACGAAGCGUUUAGACUCGUAAACAGCCAUAUUUGCCCAGCGCCGUCCUCCCACAGUAACUCGCCCCGUGUUUUAGCAGCUAAUUGUCGCCCGCUGACAGCAGGAGUUAGUGGUGGAGAUGUGAGCUGUUGUGACAGAAGGUCUUUGGAAAGCAGCAGAUGGGGUUCCAGUACAGAAGGAUGGGGAACAGCAUGGCCGAACAGACUUUUCAUGGGAUGGAAUCAAUCUCUCCAUGGAGGACACGACCUCCAUCUUGCCCCGGCUAAAGAAGCGGAACUCCAACGCCUACGGCAUUGGCGCUCUGGCUAAGUCCUCUCUGUCAGGUGUGUCAGGAGUGACACGGUCUAUGAAGGACAAGGUGACAAAGCCAACAUGCAUGGCCCAGGGUCGUGUGGCCCACAUGAUCGAGUGGCAGAACUGGGGCAUGCAGACGGUGGGAGCGGGGGGCACAAGCGCCGGCCGAACAUCCACCCUCCACCUCCAGCAAGAGCGCAAACUGGAGAACGAUGCCUACAGUGACCUCAGUGAUGGAGAAAAGGAGGCACGCUUCGCUGCAGGGGUACUGCAGCAGUUUGCAAUCUCCGAGGCCACUCUGCUCGCCUGGACCUCCAUGGAUGGAGAGAGCAUGAGUGCGGGCUCCAAUCAAGGCAGCGUCGCCCACCUGAGUGAGGCCAACCAGGAGAGCAUCACCAGCCGAGAUCAGAUACUGCACCACUCCUCUGCUGAGGUAUGGCCUCACACAUACGUCUCCCAGGGCCUCUACUGCCUCUCCUCUUCAGAUGCCUGGGAGCCAAUCAGCAACGAGCAGUCGGGUGUGGCCUCCCCCGCCACCGGUUCCUAUGUGAUGACAAGUGGGACUUCCUGCGAGGGCGGCUUUGAUGGGAACGCUGCUGCUCACUUCCUGUCCCAGCAGCAGCAGCAACAGCAACAGUACAGCCUCCAGCAACACCAGACCCUACAGCAGAUACAGCAGAUACAGCAGCUGCAGCAGAUACAGCAAUACCAACAACAGCAGAUCAUGCAGUAUCAGCAACAGCAACAGCUGUUGGAGCAGAGACUACAGAGCGCCACUCAGUCUUUACAAGCCACGCCCAACAGCACCAUCCACAGUCUACCUCCACUCACUCACCCACCAUUGGUGGACCUGUGGGGGCCCGGGCAUUUAGAGACCUAUCAGGCCGAUGUGGGUGGUUAUAUAGGUGUGGCGGCUUCAAUGGAGGGAGGUCUGGUUGCCCCCACAGAGGAUUUGGGAACAGAACACUCGCCUUUACUGGAAGCACAGGAGGAGGAUGAGGUUAAGGAGGAGGAGAUAACGUUAUGCAUGGAACCCGAACCAGUGACUUUAAUUCCUUCUCCAGCUGCACAAAGAGAGGAAGUGAUCUCAGCUGGAGGAAGCAGUCCAGGACAGGCCCCUGGGGAGCCAAACACAGAGUGGAAACCCACUGAUGUCACACCGUCUGUUAAUGAAACGCUAGAGGAAAAAGAGGUGGAGUCAGAAUCCUCAUUGGUUGGAGCCACAGCAACCAAAUGAGUGUUAAGGGACAAGAAAGAAACUGAUUUUGAUGGACAUUUAAAGCUACAUAAUCAACUAUUUGUCACUUUUCAGGAAUCAACACCUUUGUGAUGGAACUCACAUGACUCUUCAAAUGCAAAGAGGAAAAAACGGACUGAUUUUUAAUUUAAGGAAGCCUUAUACUUCUGAAGAGGAGGACAGGAUGAGGGAGAAUGAGAGAGGAUAACGAUACAAACGAAACUUAUGAUUCAGAGAGAUCAGUAAAGUACAGACAGGUACAGGUGUGGUCAGAAGUUAACAUAUAAUUUAUGGACAGGAAUAUCAUGGCAAUACAGGGCUUUCAGUGUUUUCUUUUCUUUUCUUUUAAGUGAACUGGUCAGAAUGAGCGACAACAUAAAUAUUAAACAGAAAAAGCAAAACAAAAAAAAUUGGAUGCACAAAUAAUACUUUCUGAAAUCAUUACAUGGUCAAAAUGUUGCAUACAGGGUCAAACUUAAUUACAACACUGAGUGAUUGGUUUAAUGUCCUUUAGCAAGCUACACCUUAGCCACCAACAAGCUUUUAGCAGAAUGGAUUUUGGCUUUUAGCAGAAUGGAUAUUUACCAACUCCUCUUGGCAAAAUUAAUAGUUCAAUUAAAUGAGUGAGUUUCCUGGCACAAACCUGACAGCCCACAUAUUUUCAGUAGAGCUGAGGUCAGGACUUCAAGGUCUUUCCAAGAGUCUAAUGUUAACCCUCUUUUAUCCAUUCCACAAACAUAUAAUGUGUGUUUAAAUUGGGUGCAUCAUCCACCAAGCAUGCAAUUGUGCCCCUAUUUCAUCUAACUAAAGGAUGGUUUGAGGUCAUGCUGCACUUUGUGCAGUUGACCACAUCUACCGUUAGAUGGAAACAGCUGCACUUGCAUGUUGCUACCACCACCAGGCUUAACAGUGGGUGCAGUUACAGGCCUCAUUUAUACUCCUCAAAACAUCUUAUACACUUUGUAACACUUCCAUCCAGAAGGCUUUUUCUUUGUCAGAUAAAAACUUAAGUUUAGCUUUGCUUAGUUCUAAUUUUCAUUCAGUUUCAUUCAGGGAAUUCUCUCUUGGAUGGCGCUGAAUUCCACUGGUGUCAAGUUAAAAAAAAAAAAAACAUUUUUGGAACAUUCAGCAGUACUGAAUUAAUAAUUCGAGUGGGUAUAUGUAAUAUUUUUGACCCUGUUUGUGAACUUUUGACUCAAAGACUUUUUUUUCUAAUUAAAAUAUGUUGUCACUCAUUUAGUCCCAGAACUAAAAGAUAAAGAACACUAUAUCCUUUAAAGCCCAGUAUUUCCAUGAAAUUCUUGUCCAAGAUAAGUGUAUGUAAACUUCCCACCACAGCUGUACAUGCAUGCUACUUACAUCAAAGACACACAUCACUAUGAACAAACAUAACAACCAAACAUCUGAUACAUCCAGAACAUCAAUCCUUAAAAUAUUUUUCUAAUACAGAAAAAAGAACAUACAUACAGUACAUGUAUAAAAUAACAGUUCAUAUUUAAGACUACAGCUCCUUAAUUUAAUCAUGUUUACAACGAAAUCCCGCUGUUUGAUUCAGCAUCUCUCGAUGGAAUGGACUUGAAUAACAUUACUGUAGAAUAAUAUACUAAGUGGACUGUUUACCACUUUAAAUUAUUAUAUAAACGCACAGCUGCACACACAAACACACGCUUCAAAAAUAUAGUGUCAAAAUCCUCAUAUAGCACAUUACCAGUACUGUCAGAUUACUGUAUACCCCCAAUAUACAGUAUACUUCCAUUAAGCUCAUUUGCACAUUUCUCUGAUCCUAUACCAUCUGAGCGAUCUCUAGAAAGUAUUGGCUUCUAAACCCAUUGCUUAUCCAUUUACACAUAAUUUAGUUAUUUAAUUCUUUGAAAAGGAUCAAAUCAGUUCCAUCUCACAGACAGGCUGCAUCACUUACUGCUGUUCAACUGCUGUUCAUCAAUGAAAUCAGGACCAAAUGUCACAAUUUGCAUGUUUUAUUCUGGCUGCUUCAUCUUCACAGACUCGUCAUCUCUGAUAAUGAUUUCUAAAGCCUCGUCACAAAGUUGUGAGGUACAUCUGUGCUUAUUUCUCAUACAGCUGUAGCUGGUACUGUAUGGGAAAUUAUUCCAGGGCUGCUCAAUUCAAGGCCAAUCUUCAUGUUUUACAAUGUUAUAAACAUUUCAGGGACAAAAUUUUACUUAAAGUAGGUAGAUUCUUAAAAAUGUAGGUGCUUCAAUGGAUUGUUUGAUCGUAUAGUAUAGAAAAAAAAACACCACACUAAGUUUGUAAUAGAGAUGUGUAAGCUUAAUGGGUAAAAAUAAAUUACAAAAAAAAUGAAGGUUCUUUGGACAUUAAAUGGCCCUUUAUAAUCACACCACAUCUCUGUUACAAACAUGGUUCCUAAGGUUUUCUUCCCAUCCUGUCCUGGACUUUGUAAUCCUCAGUCACUUAAAUGAACUGUUCCCAUGACUUCCGGCGAGAACACAAUUUAGGACUGGAAACUGGAUUAAAGAUCCAUAUUUUAUCACCUGGUUUCUUUGGCAUCAGUUACAAAAACCCUUUGACACAUUUACAGCUGAUCACUUCAUGUUAUCAGUGUCUGGAUUGUAUCCUGAUAAGAUUUUCAUCACAUUUAUUUUCAGUUGUGGAAUACAUCUGUGCGAGAUGUUUACAUUGCUGUAACGUGGUUUAAAUGCCUCCCAGACCAACUGCUGCAGUGGUUUCUGUUUUUAUUAAGUCUUGGGUGUGUUUAUAUUAUGUGUAUGUGGCUUGGCCUUAUCCAGAUAUAAUCCUAAUACUGAUUAAGUGAUCAGGUGUAAACAGGGUCCAAAAAGCACCGUUGUUUUUAAAAGUGUACUGUUUGGCUUCUGAUCCAUCAGUUUAGUUAUUAUUAGUAGCUCCACAGAUUAGUAGUGAACAGGAUGCACGACAUACCAUUUAACACACUCACUCACUCAAACAUACAUAAGGUUCUGUGCUAUAAUGGAUUGUAAUCCUAGUGUGCUUCCUUCUCUGUGUCCCCUUUGGCAUGCAUGCUACUUGUCAGUGUACUAUGGAGUCCUAUACAGCCCUGUAUAGAAAAUUGCACUGAACUUUACUGCUCUAAGCUGGGCACUGGUAGGAGCUUGCUGGAGUUUUGCGCGUUUAGGGCUUUGAUUGGCUGUCUGAUGAAGGGACGCAGAGUUGCACAGUCUUCGCAUACUCUUUGCACUCUUACUGGUUGGAUGAGUAAAGAACAGAUGCCUUCUGGACUCUUAUCACCCUGAGAGGGGGGGGGGAAGGGAAAAAAAAACUACAUUUCCCAGAAUGCAACUCUACAGGAGAACAAAGGCUGAUAUUUUGUUUUCUUCUCUGGAUUUAAUAAGUUUGUUUGCUUGAGGUUUGGUUGAGUUCAUCUGUCAACCAGCCUGAUGUAUGCAAGUCUGAAUGGAUCACAAUAUCACAGUAUGUCACUAAAGUCGCAAGUGUAUACAAGGAAAAUGCUGCAUCACUGAUAAAAAUGUGGAAAAGACAGAAGAAGUAAUAGAAAGUCGCAAGCCGGAUUAGCUAGGCCUUGUCAGAUACAUGUAAAUACUGCUAAAACCACUCUUCAGGAUCAUAACUCAGUUGUUUCUUUAUUUUUAUACUGCAAUGUGUCUUUUAUUCUGUUCACUGGUGGACAUUUCAAAUCUGCAUUGUAUACAACAGACAGACAGAAAGACAGAUGACAGGACAGGGGUUAGUCUGUGUAAAUAUUAUAACAACUAAUUAAAAAAGAAAGCUCAGAAUAUGAUGGAUCCCUCAGAAUAAUGAAGUGAGGAGCUUGAGAGAAUGUGGUGCAGAUUAUUUAAGUACACAGGAUGUGACCUCAUGAAGAGCUCAGGCCAGUCAGAACUGAACUUCCCGUUUCGUCAUGGUGAUUGGUUUCCAUAGUUGAUGUGACCGGACAAACUCUGUGCCGAGCACAUGGUUCUUUCCGGGUGUUUUUGAGCUGAGCUGGAACGUGACGUAUUCCAAAGCAGAAGCGGCUGGGCUGUCUAAUGUAGAACCAGAGGAUUCCUCCACCACUCAUUGUUGUGAUGCUGUGCAUGAUUCACCGAGGAGUAAAAAAGACAACAGCGACCAGGACGGCUGCUUCUUCUCCUGGCUGUUUCUUCAGAAAACACCUCAAUUCACCUUUUGAUGAUUGUGUGCAAGCUAAUUUCAAUAAGAUCAAAAUGAGGUUUCUUGACUUGAAUGACUUUAUUUAUUAAUUAUUUAUGCAAUGUUGGGACAAUGUUUAUUUUUCUACAGAAUUGUGAGCACUCCCCCAGUAUAGAAUGGGACACAUGUCAUUUUGCUGAGCUUCUGAGGAAGGCAUGGAGACUGGGAACAGUGGAAGGUUUGAAUGUGAUUGUCUUGCACAUGUUCACAACAGUGUCUUUCUAAACACCUAGUAACACUGUAUAGUAGUGGUGUAACGGUACACAAAUGUCAGUUUGGUUUAAAUCAUGGUUUGAAAGUCAUUUCCUUUCAACAGUUUACAGUUUGUUGUUAAAACAGUCUGUGUUAAUUAAACAUUACAGUAUAAAUGUUAGCAUGUUUUUCCACACACACACAUAUACACAUAGCUACAGCUAUCCAACAACAUCGGCACAUCAUCCUUAUCUGAUACACCAUUAUUUGACCUGAUAUACUUGUUAAAAUGCCAGAAUGUUGCUGAAAUACUUGAAAAGGUUCUACUAAGGUUUACUAAGGUUCUAAGGUCUGGUUAGUUUUGGUUUCACACUGCAGUUUAGUGAGCAGACUAAAGAACUUUACUACAUCCUGUCGUCGGCAACUACGUGGGCUGCUUUUUUCUACACUUCAUAUAAAUUGGUUUGUAGAAUGUUAGUUAUGAGUUAGGCUUUAGGUUACUUUGCCAGGUGUUGUGAAGCAUUCUAGCUCUCUGUCAGAAUCCAACUUUCCUUCACCUUCAAACCACCCCCAGCAGAAUGUAAAGGAUUAUCCUUUUUAUUUUAUUUCUGUUUAUAAUAAAUUAAUUCCCAGUCUACGCGUUUGUGUCCAUACUGCUGCGUGAUGCGCCUUCAUGUUUAAAGACUGCCUCAACUUCCUGUAAAGGUCUCAAAGUCAGAACCGUCUAGAAAAAUGCUUUCACACUGCAGACAAACCAGAUCGUGGUUCGCAGCCCCUUCCACACCUGCUACUUUGAAUCAGGCCCAAACUGUCCAAAAGUCUGAAUGUCUGGACCAAACAAACCAAGAGUGGAAGCACCCAAAAAAUAAAUAAAAAACAUACUGAACAUGAGAAUAUGGGUGACUAUACAUGCAGCAGCAACAAGGACAAUAGAACAAACACCACCACAAUUACUGUAACACUACAAUUCCCACAAUACCAUGCAAAUCCAAUGGCUUGCAGCUUAGGGCCCAAAACAUACUUCACCCGAGCUCAUGAAUGCAAACAUUAAGAGACAUGCAGACUGAAUUGUGUGUAUGGUUAUGUUUAAAAUUGUGUCAUAAUGUGUGAAGUAUGUUUCAGGCCUAAGGUUUCCCAGUACCAUGUGCUCAUAUUGUGAAAUUACCAUAUUUACCCUGAUAGCAUGUACCGUGUAUUCUCCAUUCGAUUGCCUGCACCAGACCGUGACUCGCAUACCAUGAUGGCUUGGUCUGAACAUGCGUACCAUUACACCCCUACAUAACAGUGGUUUAUUUCAAGUAAUAAAUUCACGAAAAUUGACCUUAUAUGCUGGUCUUAAAAUAAUAAUACUGGUUUAGGUUUGUCCUGCAUUCACCAUUUAAGCUUUCAUUGUUGUCAUAGCUGGUAAUAAAGCUCUUCUGAAGAGCUCUAAACUUCCACUGUUUCUGCCCAGUCUUAGAGCCAGCGUGAAGGAAGCGCACAGUAAGAGAUAUGUGCUCAUUUAUUUAUUUAAGGUUUAUUUGGGGGAGGGGCUUGAAUUUUCAGCUUGUACAGUACUUAUUAUUUCUUGUUUUAGGCAGGUUCUGGUUGAAAUGACAUCACUCUGUGUGCAGUGGCUCUGGUUUACCGCUGGUUGAUCAGCUCGGUUGUUUUCUGUGUACUGCUAGUGAACAAAGACAGCAAGGACUCUUAGCCAUUCUCAAAACUGGCAAUUAUCAUAUUUUCACUGUCACACAAAAAAUCUUGUAUUUCUAUUGUUGUGGGGCUUUUCUAUAAAAUUGUUUGACAUAAUGUGAAUUAGGUAGUCGUUAUUUACACUGUGUUUCAUUUGACUUUGUGUCAAAAUUCCAUGCUCAACCAACAGAAAUGCUCCAAAAUGACUGCGAAUCAAAUCUUUCUUUUUUACAUUGAUUCGGUUUAAAUUUGACUGGCUGGUUUCCUGGGCAUAGAAUAAGCUUUACUAGCCUACAUGAAUGAAUAUUCAUGUAGAUAUUCAUUCAUAGGCUUAGCUAGCUGCCCCCUAAAUCUGAAUUCUCCAUUGACACGAAAACGUGGACCAGGUCUAGGCUCAAUUCCAGCCCUUAAAACCAGUCUGGAACCGUUUUUUUUUUUGUUUUUUUUCCCCAAGUUUUGUAAUGGUAAUAAUGUGUUCAGUUGGGCCUUAUUUUUACAUUUAUAUUACAGUUAAAACAUGAGACAUGAAAGUACAUAUCACAUCUGGCUGCAUCCUCUAGACAAAAGACUGAUUCUAUGCUUCUUUGUACAGAUACGAGCCUCUGUCUCACCAAUUCCAGUUCAUUCAAUUCAUUUAGUUCAGCCUGUAAAGCAUAAAAGCUAAAAGCUGAUGCUAUCAGUCAUCAGCCUGUCACAGAUCAGAGCAUGUAUUCUUUAUCCUGAGGAGUACAGAGUACAAGGAGUAAAACAUUUCAUACAUCCCAUCAAGAGCUAAUUAAACCAAUCUACCAAACACGACAGGCCACGUCCUGAUAAGCAGAAAAGUGAUGUCAUUUCUGGUUAGGUACCUUAUUGCUUUUAUGUAAGAUAAGAAUCAUGAAUGAAUAAAUUAAUAACGAGAAGCCAAAUGUAUUUCCUUGGAUAUUACUAUUAUUUGUGUUUACAGAUUGUUAAAUUGAUUUGAAAUCAUUUUUUGUAUGAUUAUUCAACUGCCAUCUUUCAAUACAAUACAAUACAAUGUUGGCAUGACUCUGUAAACCUUGUUGUUCUACCUUUCUCUCUUGCUUUUGUCUCUCUUUCUCUCGCUCACCCACCCUCUCUCCUCUCCGUCCAUUUCUCAGCCGCUGUCUCUCUAACCCUGUGUCGUCUCCUUUUGAUGGAAGAAUCGCAACAAAAAGUCAUUAUCAUCCAUAAAUUUGUUACAAAAACGAUGUAAAGGUUCAGACAUUUGUAAAGAUGUGAUCCAAAUAUGUGCUCUGUAGACAGAAGCGGAUACACAUUUGGGAAUGGACUGAUUUCAACAACCGUAAGUGGGAAUUUGAUCUGUGAUGCCUAUAUCUAUGCAUGCUUGUCUGAAGGGUCUAAUGACAUGGUUCUUCCAAUGUGCUUUCACCUCUCUCUCUCCCUCUUUUUCUCUCACUCUCUCCCUCUUCUUUUUCCUGCACGAGAACAAAACCCUUUCCUAACCAUAGACAAAUACCUUCUUCUGUCCUACACCCCUGCCCAGAUGACAAUAAUGAAGAACAAACAAAUAAACAAAGAAGAAAUAA
Astyanax mexicanus (Mexican tetra) is the source of this 9231-nucleotide messenger RNA. RefSeq names its product family with sequence similarity 131 member Bb (gene fam131bb). The record is from RefSeq and is a predicted model, not a curated record. Bases 353 to 1651 code for a protein of 432 amino acids. Lineage: Eukaryota; Metazoa; Chordata; Actinopteri; Characiformes; Acestrorhamphidae. The transcript has 9 exons.